GUAUAUAUACGCCAAACCUCACUCCACCUUCGUCACCAUCAAAUCAACACGCAGCAAGCUUUGCUUCACCCUCACUACUCUCUUUUCGAGUUAUAUUCCCGGUUUCAUCUUCUUCGUCGGAAAACUAAGCGAUCAUGAGUUCCGGAAGGAGGGCUUGGAUUGUGGCAUCGAGCAUCGGAGCGGUGGAGGCAUUGAAAGAUCAAUUAGGGGUUUGCAGGUGGAAUUAUCCUGUGAGGUCUCUGCUUCAGCACGCCAAGAACAAUCUCAGAUCUUAUAGCCAGGCCAAGAAAUUGUCGGCUUCUUCUUCUGCUGCUGUUUCCAAUCAGGUCAAGAGGAGCAAGGAAGAGUGCAUGAAGAAAGUCAUGGACAUCAAUUGCUGGGGUCCAAGUACCACCAGAUUCUGAUUCACUCCACAGAUCUCGCAUCCCUUGGCCUCAAUCAACCUUUCAUUCAUCCAAUUUUGUUCAUCAAGUCUGUCCGUUAUGUAGUGAUUGCGUCCCUCCAAUCUUUGUUAGGGCAUUGUAUGUAAUUAAUUGGCAUAUAUAGUGGGGGAUGGAAGAAAAUACGGACAAUUUGGUGGAUCUCCCUGAUUUGCAAAGCUUCGUUUAAAGUUAAAAACUUUGCUUUGUAAUUUUUCAUCUUCUCAUAAUCUCUUAUCAUGAUUAUGAUUAAUAUAAUUGACAAAGUUUGAUAGCA
Neltuma alba is the source of this 696-nucleotide messenger RNA. RefSeq lists its product as uncharacterized. The transcript has a single exon. NCBI's taxonomy places the organism in Eukaryota, Viridiplantae, Streptophyta, Magnoliopsida, Fabales, Fabaceae. The coding region runs from base 135 to 404 and encodes 89 amino acids. The record is from RefSeq and is a predicted model, not a curated record.